Molecule: messenger RNA, 736 nt
Organism: Chrysoperla carnea
Lineage: Eukaryota; Metazoa; Arthropoda; Insecta; Neuroptera; Chrysopidae
Product: V-type proton ATPase 16 kDa proteolipid subunit-like
Exons: 3
Coding region: 158-631 (157 amino acids)
Biological process (GO): proton transmembrane transport
Cellular component (GO): proton-transporting V-type ATPase, V0 domain
Molecular function (GO): proton-transporting ATPase activity, rotational mechanism
Source: RefSeq, a predicted model, not a curated record
GACCAUAAACUAAUUCAAUUUUAGUUGAGAUCACAAGGUACUAGGUGAUUUUGAUCGAAAAUUCAUUGUUUGGUGUGGUUUGUUAAACGUGUGGUGUGCGAAAAGUGAUCCUAGUUUUUACUUUUACUCUUUAAAUUAAUAUAAAUUCUCGUAAAACAUGGCAGAUACAGAAGAACCAAUUUAUGCUCCAUUUUUUGGAGUUAUGGGGGCGGCAUCAGCAAUCAUUUUUAGUGCAUUGGGAGCAGCUUAUGGCACAGCUAAGUCUGGUACUGGAAUUGCAGCAAUGUCAGUUAUGCGACCAGAACUGAUUAUGAAAUCAAUUAUUCCCGUUGUUAUGGCUGGUAUUGUUGCUAUUUAUGGUUUAGUUAUUGCUGUACUGAUUGCUGGUAAAUUCAAAGCAGGAUACUCGUUAUUCAGUGGUUUUAUUCACUUGGGAUGUGGAUUGGCUGUUGGUUUCUCUGGUUUAGCUGCUGGUUUUGCAAUUGGAAUUGUUGGUGAUGCUGGUGUACGUGGUACAGCUCAACAACCACGAUUAUUCGUUGGAAUGAUUUUAAUUUUAAUUUUUGCAGAAGUAUUAGGUCUUUACGGUUUGAUUGUAGCUAUAUUUUUAUUCACAAAAACUACGGAUUAAAAUCAAUGUUAUCGUAUCUUCUAAUUCUAAACAUAAGAAUAUAUUCUGCCUUAUUUAAGAAAUUUUAUAGACCAAAUUUACCUACAAUGUUGUUUAAAAAAUUCU